Molossus molossus (Pallas's mastiff bat) is the source of this 1257-nucleotide messenger RNA. RefSeq names its product ubiquitin carboxyl-terminal hydrolase isozyme L5-like. Gene Ontology annotation, biological process: protein deubiquitination; ubiquitin-dependent protein catabolic process. NCBI's taxonomy places the organism in Eukaryota, Metazoa, Chordata, Mammalia, Chiroptera, Molossidae. Gene Ontology annotation, molecular function: proteasome binding; cysteine-type deubiquitinase activity. Gene Ontology annotation, cellular component: cytoplasm; Ino80 complex. The record is from RefSeq and is a predicted model, not a curated record.
AUGAGGAAGCUGCAACAGCACAUCAGGGAGCUCAGGCAGGAAGUGGGGAGGAGCCCUCACAGGCAUGUGGACCCUGUCACUGCUCACAAGAGCGAGUUGCGAUUCUUUACUGUUGCCAUGUUCAGUGGGAUACAGCUCCUUGAGUGUCCUGCUGUCUUCCAUUCUCAGCAUACACACAUUCCAGGGGAAGAUCAGUGUGAGGACUAUUUCAAUGCCAACACUGACAAUAUUCCUUAUGAUGCUGGUGAGAAAUCUGAUUUUAAAGAUAACUUUCUUAGAUCUGGGAGGUGGAAUAAAAGGGAAAACAUUACCACAGAUCCUCCAGAAAUUAAAAGGAUUAUAAGGGGUGCAAGGUGCCGAGGAGCCCAAGUAGAAGAAAUAUGGAGUUUAGAGCCUGAGAAUUUUGAAAAAUUAAAGCCUGUUCACGGGUUGAUUUUCCUCUUCAAGUGGCAGCCAGGAGAAGAACCAACGGGCUCUGUGGUUCAGGACUCCAGACUUGUCAUGAUGUUUUUUGCCAAGCAGGUAAUUAAUAAUGCUUGUACUACACAAGCCAUAGUAAGUGUGCUGUUGAACUGUACUCAUCUAGAUGUCCAUUCAGGAGAGACAUUGUCAGAGUUUAAAGAAUUUUCACAAAGCUUUGAUGCAGCUAGGAAAGGUUUGGCACUGAGCAAUUCGGACAUGAUCCGGCGAGUGCACAACAGCUUCGCCAGGCAGCAGAUGUUUAAAUCCGACGCGAAGACGUUGGCCAAAGAAGAAGACGCUUUCCACUUUGUCAGUUACGUUCCUGUUAACGGAAGGCUCUACGAGCUGGACGGAUUAUGAGAAGGACCGAUUGACCUAGGUGCGUGCAAUCAAGACGACUGGAUCAGCGCCGUGAGGCCCGCCAUCGAGAAAAGGAUACAAAAGUACAGUGAAGGUGAAAUUCGAUUUAACUUAAUAGCCAUCAUGUCCGACAGAAAAAUGAUAUAUGAACAGAAGAUAGCAGAGUUACAGAGACAACUCGCUGAGGAGGAACCCAUGGAUACAGAACAGGGUAAUAUGUUAAGUGCUAUUCAAUCAGAGGUUGCCAAAAAACAGAUGCUCAUUGAAGAAGUACAGAAACUAAAAAGAUAUAAGAUUGAAAAUAUCAGAAGGAAGCACAAGUACCUACCUUUCAUUAUGGAAUUGUUAAAGACGUUAGCAGAACACCAGCAGUUAACACCACUAGUAGAAAAGGCAAGAAAACAGAAUGCAAAGAAAGCACAAGAAACCAAAUGA